This is a messenger RNA of Striga hermonthica, 1947 nucleotides long. NCBI's taxonomy places the organism in Eukaryota, Viridiplantae, Streptophyta, Magnoliopsida, Lamiales, Orobanchaceae. The record is from the annotation of a GenBank genome assembly.
AUGGAGCCAAAAUCUAGAGAUCGUCCUGGACGGACGUCUCGUGAAUUAAGUGAAGAAAGCAGAUAUUACCAGAACAUGUCUCCUGGGUUUGAUGGAAUCGAACGGCGUAAUUAUAAGCACUACCACGAAGAUGAUAGAGGCGAUUCUCACAGGUACCCAAGAAAAGACGGGAGCAGGAGUCGAAGCAGAAGCAGAAGUCCAAGAGGUUGGGUGAGAAGUGGUAGUCCAAGACUAGAUUAUAAAAAUCAAUCUCAUAAAUGGAAUGACCAAAGAAGUGAACCCGAUAAACAAUUUCAAAUUUGUCGUGAUUUUUCUGCUGGAAGGUGCAGGAAAGGCAGUCAGUGCCAUUUUGAGCAUUCUAGAAAUACCAGUCGAGGGUACAGUUCUAAAGAUUCAUACAUCAAAGACUCUGGUCCUGAUUUACGAGCUGAUGUUCCGAGAUAUUAUCAUGGAGAGGAACGACAAUUUUGGAAGAAAAGUAGAAAUUUAGUUCCAUGCAGGGAACUCAUGAAAGGUUGGUGCAAAUGGGGAGACUCUUGCAGAUUUUCUCACCAUCUCGCGUCUAAUGAGACUGCCGAUAUGAGCUAUCCUGGUGACAACAGUAAUUUGAGAUAUGAUAGCAGAUCGAGUCUUCGUACGGAAAAUGAGGAUGCAAGUUGGAGAACACGAGAAUUGGAAGGCAUUGGCGUGACUGGAUAUAUUGAUAAGGAAAAUGUGGCUCAUAAACAGGAAAACAAUAACAUGUCGCGAGGUUUCACUUCGCAAAAUGAAGUUGGAAAUGUGGGUGUUCAAGAACAACAAACAUUACUUGACCAUGGGGUAGUAGAAAAUGGUAUGGUGACUUCAUUUGGGCCUGAUGUUCUUGAUCAGGCGGAAAAUUCGAGCAAUCCCACACAUCCAUGUCCUUUUCCUGGACAAAAUGAAAGCAGUGAAAAUGUACAAGUACCUAUGCAGUUUUCAGUUUCAAAUGCAACUGAUGUCUGGCAGAACAUGCUUAAUGGUGGCUUGGAUGGGCUCGAGACGCAAGCAGGAGCUCGUUUUGAUCUGCAGUCUCAGGUGUCGAACCAUCAGCACCAGAGACAUGCAAGACCUCAUUUGGAUUCGCAUUCUCAGGUGCUGAACAAUAUGCUCGAGAUACAAUCUGGGGCUCGUUUGGAUUUGCAUUCUCAGGUGCCAAACCAUCAGUUCGAGACACAAUCAGGCGCUCAUUUUGAUUUGCAUUCUCAGGUGAAUAACCAUCUACCCGAACCAGAAUCAGGAGCUCCUUUGGAUUUGCGUUCUCAAGUGAAGAAUCAUGAGCUCGAGACACAAUCAGGAGCUAAUUUGGAAAACCGUCAGCGAGCUGUUCAAAUAUUGACAGGGCUGUUAGAAUCAAAGGUAACCUUUCCAGUUGGAUUUCCUCACGGACCAAUCAAUCACGUGGAAAAAGACACAGUUGCCAACAACGAGCAUGGAAAGUAUACUGAACAACACAAUCAAGUGCAGACGAAACAAGCUUCUCCAGUAUCCGCCAUUGGUAAAGGCAGAGAUAAUCCAAAGGUGGACGAUUCUGAAAAUUCGAAACAACAGGAAGAGGUACCACUCUCUAAACCAGUAGCUGAUGAAGGUAAUAAAGCCGUCGAUGAGGAAAACAAGGGAGUUAAGGACAGCAAAAAAGCUGAAGCGAACGCUGCAAGCAAGGACGAAAAAGCGAUGCGUUUGUUGAAACAUAGUCUAGUAGAGUUUGUGAAGGACAUCUUGAAGCCCACGUGGAAAGAAGGUCGACUGAGUAGAGACGUUCACAAGACCAUCGUGAAAAAAGUGGUCGAUAAAGUUACCGGAACAGUUCAACCUGAUCACGCCCCCAAGACACAGGAUAAAGUUGAUCAGUACUUGUCGUCCUCGAAACCCAAAAUUUCCAAACUCGUUCAGGCAUAUGUGGAGCGUUCUCAAAAAACAGAUUCUUGA